This is a messenger RNA of Haemonchus placei, 339 nucleotides long. Lineage: Eukaryota; Metazoa; Nematoda; Chromadorea; Rhabditida; Trichostrongylidae. The record is from the annotation of a GenBank genome assembly.
AUGCUGCGUGGGACGGCCGGAGUAACACGCUUAGACCGCAUAAGUAAUGACGCCAUCAGGAAGCUGUUCGGUGUAGCCUCCAUUGUUGAUAAAAUGCACGAAGCCCGUCUACGAUGGUAUAGUCAUGUUCUUCGCGCAAAGAACGACAGAGUCCGUAAGAUCGGUCUCAGCCUUGACUCCGGAAAGGGGCCUAGAGGACGUCCAAAGCGGCGGUGGCUCGAUACGUUGUACGAAGAUCUUGAAGCGGCUAACAUCCACCUUGACCAAGCGUUCAAUUGGGAGAAGUCGCGACAACAUAUCAAAAAAGCGGACCCCGCCUACAAGCGGGACAAACGCUAA